Coniophora puteana RWD-64-598 SS2 is the source of this 1824-nucleotide messenger RNA. RefSeq lists its product as uncharacterized. Gene Ontology annotation, molecular function: protein binding. NCBI's taxonomy places the organism in Eukaryota, Fungi, Basidiomycota, Agaricomycetes, Boletales, Coniophoraceae. Bases 87 to 1715 code for a protein of 542 amino acids. The record is from RefSeq and is a predicted model, not a curated record. The transcript has 2 exons.
CUUUCAGCGGAGGAACUGAUAGAUCCGUGGAUGAGAUUUUGUCUUUCCUUUUUGGACAUGCCCAUCCUGAUCCAAGGAGUUCAAAUAUGCCUAGCGCGAAUGAAAUCCCGCAAGCGGAAGUUGAGUAUCAGCGUACACUCCUGGAUGAACAGAUCUCUCGAGUCGAGAACGUCAGAGCGGCGCUCUGUUCGCGACGCAAUGUUCUAUCCAAGAGCGCGAUGUUGGUGGCCGAAGUCCUCGCGGAUAUCUUCUCGUAUUGUGUAGUUUCAGGAACUGUGACACCGAGGGAAUGGCUUCGCAUAACCCAUGUUUGCAGGCAUUGGAGGAGUGUAGCGGUCGCGAUCCCAACGUUAUGGACGACCAUCAGAGUCGGCGAAGGCUAUCAUGCGGACCUUGUCGAGCGGAUGCUGAUGAGGUCCCAGUCUAUGCCUAUCCAACUCCGUUUCCAAUUUGGCGUCGUGGACGUAGACUUUCCACAUGCCCUCCUGGGUAACGAGUUCUUCCAGCAAGCACAUCGAGUUCGCGAAGUUGUCAUUUCCGCACUACACUCCGGAUCCACAGAGUCUUUCAAUAGCAAUCACGCCAUGUUCACCAAUCUAGAGUCGCUCAAAGUCUCAUUCUCCCCCUACCAUCCGCCGCAAAUCAGUGACAAGCUGCUGUCCCCAAGCUUUCUUGGUGGUGUUUUCCCGGCUUUGCGUCGCUUGAAGUUACAUCAAUGCGCAUUCCCAUGGGCCUCGCCUAUCAUGAGCGGAUUGACACAUUUGGUUCUCUACAACAUCGGCUCUAACGCACCUGAAGCCAAAGAACUCUGGGCGAUGCUAUCCAGAGUACCUAAACUAAGGGUGCUAACGCUCUCCAAUAUCAUGGUUCAAAACGGGGGCGCGCCCGCUUCCUGGAAUCAGCGUCCUAAAGUCUGGUUUCCAGCACUUGAACAUCUCACCAUCGACUCACUAGACUUCGCCCAAUACGCGUGGUUCAUAGCGCUUAUUGAUUUCCCUCCCACAACGCACCUAACGCUGCAAACCUUCCCGCCGUACUUCACACCGGAUAUGCCCCUCCUUCCGCCCAAGGUUUUUGCGCCACAGCCGUUUCCCCUCGAACUAUAUAUUCGUGAAAAUGAGGAUACGUUCAGAUUAUCUAUUCGCAAGUUCACGCUGGUCCAUGGUCGCCAGCGCUGCUCAGCAGCGUACAAUAUCAGCGAAGGCACAUAUCCUUGUGGGAAUCGUCUAUCCUUUGCGCUCCGAAGUGGGCAAGGCGAUGAUGAUGGAUGGCCCUUCCAGGCUGCGCCGCUCGCUCAGCUCGACGUUCGCUUAUUGAUAAUAGAAACCACCAGACGGAGUGAAACGAUUCCGUGGCAUGAUCUAUUCGUGACUUUGUCACAGGUGGUGGACCUCAAGCUUACUCUUCACUCCCAUGCUUUACACGAUGUACUUGGAGCUCUUAUGCCAGCAGACGGAACUUUUCCCCUUCCCACCCUUGGCAGAUUCUCUCUCAAGGUUUCCCAAUCGACGGACGCGCCGUCCGAAGACGCUCUGCUGAAGCUGCUAGAGGAACGGGAGCAGGCAGGCGCAAGACGACUGGAAGUUCUGAUCGGGCGAGGCUGGGUUGUGUCGAGGUCGUGUGUGGAUGAGCUGAUCACGCAUGCACAAUUGGUUGAUUGGGAUACAGUAGGUGAUAAUACGAAUGCAAGCGCCCAAGACCCGGAAAACGCAUAGUCAACUUAGAGACGCAACAAUAGGGGUGCUCUCUAGUACUGAUAUUGCCUAUGACUACAAGUAUACUGAGUUUAUGUAAACGUUCGCUAUAAGAAACCAAAAGUCCUGU